AUGGUUGAUGUGAAAACAUUAACGAACGAUGUGAAAAAUGUGCAUGACGGAAGCCCUAGCGAAAGAAAUGGCUUUUCGCAGUUUCAUGGUUAUGUAUGUGCAGCUUUUCUACGGAUGUGGUCGAAAAAUUUGCAGGCGGAGAAAGAUUUUCAGGUACCUAUUCUUCAAGUGUUAUUUGAAAAGCGAUUUCGAGUGUCUGUCAACGCUACUUUUAAGAUGAACUGA
Messenger RNA from Gongylonema pulchrum, 225 nucleotides. Lineage: Eukaryota; Metazoa; Nematoda; Chromadorea; Rhabditida; Gongylonematidae. The record is from the annotation of a GenBank genome assembly.